AUGGGGAAGAAUCGCGGAUUGAGGAGUCUAAGAAUUCGAGACUACUCAUGUUGUGAGAAGGAGUCCAGCUCGGGGUUCUAUAUCGAUCAGAAGCAUGCACCAACGCUCUCCUUUCAAUCUCGGAUGCCAGCAAGUUGUGAAUUUGGAUAUUUGCCACACUCGAAUUCAAACAUUUUCAGGCUUGUAACCAAUAUCAAGCCAGACGAUGUCCUUUCCGGUCGAGGGGGGGCAACGAAUUCACAUUCUGGAAACAGAGUCUUCAGGGCCCUUGUGAAACGUUAUCAAAGCAAAUAUCUCCAGGCAAAGAAACGUGAUAAGCCUGGAGUAGCCUCAACCAUUGUUGAAGCAAUUAGAAGAAAAGGAGGUCGUUUUCUUCGACGACAAGGCUCUCGAUUCGAUCCUGGCGUUGUAGCUUGGGUGGACAUUGGCGACGUACGAGCACGGGAAAAAACUUGUCAGGCACUCCGUGAAGGAGCCCCGGAAAUUCGAAAGAAAAAGAAUGAAUCCUUAGUUGAUGGCGGAGAAAUGAAAAAGGUGGUAAUUGGACGAAAAAUGCGUGGUACCGGUGUCGAUUACUCCCACCCGCAAACUGGUGUCCAGAAAAGUGAAAGUUUUGUUAUGUCCAGAGAGUCGGAGCGUAAGUGCAACUCAGUUUCUGCUGAUGCAGCCUCCGCCCAUUUUGUGAACGAUGAAGGGAAAGACGUUCCCAUCAUGAUUCGACCUUCAUUCGAACUCACGAAGAACGCGUUUGCUGAAGCCAUAUCUGUCGAUCAGCUCGAACCUCAUGAUCGCAUACUUUAUCUUCGAGAUUUCUUCCCUCCAGAUGCAGCUAUACCUCGUCGAGUUGAGACAACUUCGUCUUGCCAAUACAACCUUGGCCACUGUGACAGUUCUUUAUGUCCCUCUUUUUUUGUCGAGGUAUAG
This is a messenger RNA of Cylindrotheca closterium, 924 nucleotides long. Lineage: Eukaryota; Bacillariophyta; Bacillariophyceae; Bacillariales; Bacillariaceae. The record is from the annotation of a GenBank genome assembly.